UCAUACUUUUUCGAAGUUCAUACACAUUUUGAUUCAUGUGUUACAUAUUUAAUUGAGGAUUUGACUUUAUUUAUAAUUUUUAAGUAUAGUAUUUUUUUUAAAUAUCUUAAACGUGAAUUUAAUUUAUAAUUUAAAAAAAUGAGACUCAUAAGUACGUUAUUUGGAAAGAUGGGUGAAUGGUCUAAAAAAUAUGCAAAUUUACCAGAUCGUUAUAUAGAUCGUAUUACAGAACGUGUAUAUUGGAAACCUCCACCCGGUAAACCGCAAUUUCUUCCACGUAAAAUAGUAUCAAGAAAGAAAUUGCAUUUUUCUAUACAUCGUCCCUGGACUACAAGUUUCAGUAUAGAAAAUUGGUUUAAAAAACGCCGAGAAUAUAUUCCAAUUGAACCUAUAAAAGAUUGGAGUUUUUUCCGUGGAGAUCGUGUAGAGGUAUUAACUGGUCCAGAUAAGGGAAAACAAGGAAUAGUGCAAGAUAUUAUUCAGGAAAGAAAUUGGAUUAUUGUACAAGGAUUAAAUACGAAGGCAAUAAUACGUGGAAAAAAGAAUGAUUUUCCAGGAGUUUGUCUACGCGUGGAACAACCAUUAUUAGUUACUAGAGAUGUACAAUUAGUUGAUCCUUUUGAUUUAAAAGGAACUUUUAUAGAAUGGAGAUAUACAGAAGAGGGAAAACGAGUGAGAGUAUCUAGUAGAACUGGUAGAAUUAUCCCAAUUCCUAUAAGUAGCAAAGAAACUGUAGAUUAUAAAUCUCCAGAAUUAUAUAUCGAGCAACCUAAAGAUACUAUCGAAAGUAAUGUAAAGGAAUUAACAUUCGAAGGAAAAUUGAAAACAUUUGAAAUGGAUAUUAUGGAUAAAAUGGGUAUUAAAGAAAAUCGCAAACCAAAGAAAUAUUAUUGGUAUUAAUUUUGUUGAACGUAUAAUUAACAUUUUACAAACAUAGUCUCCGAUGUAUAUAUAAAACUUUAUUUUAAAACGUUGUUAAAUCUGUGUUUUAUUUUAUUAUUAUUGCUGAAAAUUAUUUUAAACUUAAUCGAAAGAAAAAGAGCAACGAUCUAAUCACAUUGGAAAUAUUUAUGAAAUAAUAUACGAUAUCGAAGAGUUGAUCUAAUAACAUUUAGAAUAUUUAAUUGAUAAAAUAUUUAUAAUAUCAGUUUAUUAAAGAAUUUAUUAAAGACAA
Messenger RNA from Apis mellifera (honey bee), 1174 nucleotides. It is a transcript of the gene mRpL24, whose product is annotated as probable 39S ribosomal protein L24, mitochondrial. NCBI's taxonomy places the organism in Eukaryota, Metazoa, Arthropoda, Insecta, Hymenoptera, Apidae. The coding region runs from base 139 to 900 and encodes 253 amino acids. Gene Ontology annotation, molecular function: structural constituent of ribosome; RNA binding. Gene Ontology annotation, cellular component: ribosome; mitochondrion. The record is from RefSeq and is a predicted model, not a curated record. The transcript is spliced from 5 exons. Gene Ontology annotation, biological process: translation.